Diaporthe amygdali is the source of this 1050-nucleotide messenger RNA. Its product is annotated as diaminohydroxyphosphoribosylamino-pyrimidine deaminase. The record is from RefSeq and is a predicted model, not a curated record. Bases 1 to 1050 code for a protein of 349 amino acids. Lineage: Eukaryota; Fungi; Ascomycota; Sordariomycetes; Diaporthales; Diaporthaceae. The transcript has 4 exons.
AUGGAAGGCCUGGCUUGGCCGACCUACGCACUGGGAUGGCAAGCCCGCCAAGCCAGCGCUGAAUGGCUGAAGCCGUCGACAGCCUGCUUGGCCAUCUCGGCCCAGAAAUUCAAGACCCGGAAGAAGGCUAAAGCCUUCCUGCUCUUCUCCCAGAGCAUCCCCUCCCAGAAUGAGCUCGGCAUCAUCGACCCGAAAGCCCCGACCCUGGAGCUCACCGUCAACGGCCAUGACCUGACCAUAACCCAAUCCCCCAGUGUCCUGUCCUCCAACAGGGCUGGCGGGACAACAGGGGCAGUUGUGUGGAAGGUGACGCCCAUGUUCGCCGAAUGGCUGGCCUCGCCGACAAACAUCUUCGCCCGGGCGGGCGUGCUCUCCACGUCGUCGACGGUCCUCGAGCUCGGCUGCGGCGUCUCGGCCCUGGUCGGCCUCGCCCUCGGGCCGCUGGUGGCGCGCUACGUCCUGUCGGACCAGCCCUACGUCGCGAGGUUCGUGGAGCAGAACCUGGGCCAGAACCGGAGGGCAGCAGGAGGAGGGGGCCGGCCGGUGGCCAGGCCGUCCGGCAAGCGCGGAAGGGGCAGGGGCAGGCCCCACCCGGGCGCCUUGUCGCCGUCAUCGUCAUCAUCAUCGCCAGGUGCUGCUGCUGCAGCAGCAGCAGGCGGGGCGGCCGGGAGCGUCGCCUUCCACCCCCUGGACUGGGAGGCCGACACCCCGACGCACACGCUCACGGGCCGCGAGGACGCGCGGUCCUUCGACCUCGUCCUGGGCUGCGACUGCGUCUACAAUGAGGCGCUGAUCCCGCCCUUCGUGCAGACGUGCCUGGACGUGUGCGAGCUGCGGUCCGCUGAAGGCAGCCUCGAGGCGGCGCCGGCGGGGCGGCCGCCGUGCUUGUGCGUGGUCGCGCAGCAGCUUCGGGACCCGGAGAUCUUCGAGGCCUGGCUGAGGGAGUUCUGCGCAAGGGGGUUCCGGGCCUGGAGGAUUUCGGACACGGAGCUGCCGGAGGGGUUGAGGAGCAGCGAUGGGUUUGUAAUCCAUGUUGGUGUUCUGCAGUGA